UCCUCCCAUCAGAUCAUUCCCGAUGUCUCUUUUGUUGUUAGCCGGGACAGCCUGAGGUCUGCUGGUACCGAAGGCUAGCAACUAGGAGUACCAGAGACAAGACCUCGCGGAUCCCUGCUUCUCCAAAGAUGGCCAGUUUCUCCAGCGAGGACCAGGCAAUGUUGCAGGCGAUGCUGAGGCAGUUGUUCCAGAGCGUGAAGGAGAAAAUCACGGGUGCCCCUUCCCUGGAGUUUGCCGAAGAGAUUCUUUUACAUCUGGAGGAAACUGAUGAAAAUUUUCACAACUAUGAAUUUGUGAAAUACCUCAGACAGCAUAUAGGCAACACUUUGGGUUCUAUGAUUGAAGAAGAAAUGGAAAAAUGCACAUCUGAUCAGAAUCAGGGUGAAGAAUGCGGCUAUGAUACAGUUGUACAGCAGGUCACUAAAAGAACUCAGGAAUCUAAAGAGUACAAAGAAAUGAUGCAUUACCUGAAGAACAUUAUGAUAGCUGUGGUUGAGUCUAUGAUUAACAAGUUUGAAGAAGAUGAGACACGAAAUCAAGAGAGGCAGAAAAAAAUCCAAAAGGAGAAAAGCCAUAGUUACUGCACAGACAAUUGCUCUGAUAGUGAUUCGUCAUUCAAUCAGAGUUACAAAUUUUGUCAAGGAAAAUUACAAUUGAUUUUAGACCAGUUGGAUCCUGGGCAACCUAAAGAGGUGAGAUACGAAGCCUUGCAAACACUAUGUUCCGCUCCUCCAUCUGAUGUCCUGAACUGUGAAAAUUGGACUACUCUCUGUGAAAAACUGACAGUGUCUCUUUCAGAUCCUGAUCCUGUGUUUAGUGACCGGAUUUUAAAAUUCUGUGCACAGAGAUUUUCGCUUUCUCCAUUACAUAUGACCAAGGAAGUUUAUACAAGCUUAGCUAAGUAUUUGGAGUCAUACUUUCUUUCUAGGGAAAAUCAUAUUCCUACUCUUUCAGCUGGUGUAGAUAUAACUAAUCCUGAUAUGACUCGUUUACUUAAAAAGGUUCGUCUUCUAAAUGAAUAUCAGAAAGAAGCUCCAUCUUUCUGGAUUCGUCAUCCAGAGAAGUAUAUGGAAGAAAUUGUGGAGAGUACUUUGUCCUUGUUAACAGUUAAACAUGAUCAAAGCCAUGUUGUCUCACAAAAGAUUUUGGAUCCGAUCUACUUUUUUGCAUUAGUUGAUACCAAGGCUGUGUGGUUCAAAAAGUGGAUGCAUGCACAUUAUAGCAGAACUACAGUAUUAAGACUUCUUGAAAAGAAAUAUAAGUCUCUGAUAACUACAGCCAUUCAACAGUGUGUUCAGUACUUUGAACUGUGUAAGACUAGGAAAGCUGAGGACACCUUGGGACAUUCAAAGCACUGCAGAAAAAAGCAGAAAACUUUCUACUACUUAGGACAAGAAUUACAAUAUAUUUAUUUCAUUCACUCACUGUGCCUUUUAGGAAGAUUGUUGAUCUAUAAACAAGGCAGAAAAUUAUUUCCUAUUAAGCUGAAGAAUAAAAAAGGUUUGGUAUCCCUCAUAGAUCUGCUUGUUCUAUUUACCCAACUUAUCUAUUACUCACCAAGUUGUCCAAAGAUGACAUCAGCUACACUUUCAGAGAAUUACUCUCCUGCAAGUAUGGUGACUGAAGUUCUAUGGAUACUCUGUGAUCAAAAAGAAUGCGCAGUGGAAUGCUUAUAUAACAACAUUGUAAUAGAGACACUUCUUCAGCCUAUUCACAAUUUAAUGAAAGGAACUGAGGCAUCUCCAAAUUGCUCUGAGACAGCUUUAGUUCAUAUAGCUGGUAUUUUGGCAAGAAUUGCAUCUGUAGAAGAAGGACUUAUUUUACUCCUUUAUGGAGCAAAUAUGAACUCUUCUGAAGAAAGUUCUACAGGUGCUCAUAUAAUUGCCCAGUUUUCGAAAAAACUUCUGAAUGAAGAUAUUUCUAUAUUUUCUGGAUCAGAAAUGUUGCCUGUGGUUAAAGGAGCUUUUAUUUCUGUGUGUCGUCAGAUAUAUAGUACAUGUGAAGGCUUGCAGGUGUUAAUCACUUACAAUUUGCACGAAUCUAUAGCAAAGGUGUGGAAAAAGACAAGUUUGCUAUCAGAAAGAAUUCCUACUCCAGUAGAGGGUUCUGAUUCUGUUUCUUCAGUAAGCCAGGAAUCCCAAAACAUUAUGGCUUGGGAAGAUAAUUUGCUAGAUGAUUUACUACAUUUUGCUGCCACCCCCAAAGGAUUACUACUUCUUCAAAGAACAGGUGUUAUCAAUGAAUGUAUGACAUUUAUGUUCAACCAAUAUGCAAAAAAAUUACAGGUCAGCAGGCAUAAAAAAUUUGGCUGUGGAGUUUUGGUUACACAAGUGGCAUCAACAGCAGCAGGUGGCGUUGCACUAAAAAAGUCAGGGUUUAUUAAUGAACUUAUAACUGAAUUAUGGUCCAAUCUGGAAUAUGGAAGAGAUGAUGUUAGGGUAACCCAUCCCAGAACUACUCCAGUGGAUCCUAUUGACCAAAGCUGUCAAAAGUCUUUUUUAGCACUGGUGAACUUGUUAUCCUAUCCUACUAUUUAUGAGCUGAUAAGGAAUCAAGAUCUUCCUAAUAAAACAGAAUAUUCUCUUCGUGAAGUCCCAACAUGUGUUAUUGAUAUUAUUGAUAGACUUAUAAUUUUGAAUUCUGAAGCUAAGAUUCGUUCUUUAUUCAACUAUGAACAAUCACAUAUCUUUGGUCUAAGGUUAUUAAGUGUGAUAUGCUGUCAUCUGGACACUCUUCUCCUGUUAGAGGCUCAGUAUCAGGUAUCUGAAAUGUUAUUAAAUGCUCAAGAAGAAAAUAUCUUGGAGACUUCAGAGAGCAACAGGGACUUUAUAAUUGAUGGCUUAUCAGUGGAGAGAAAUCAUGUUCUUGUUAGAAUAAAUCUUGUUGGUGGGCCAUUGGAACGGGUUUUGCCUCCAAGGAUACUCGAAAAGAGUGAUAAUCCAUAUCCUUGGCCAAUGUUUUCAUCAUAUCCUUUGCCAAACUGCUAUCUGUCAGACAUUACGAGAAAUGCUGUCAUAAAACAAGUGAUGGGGCCAAAGAACAAGAAUACCAUAUUCUGUGUCUCUGGAGCUAUGCAGCGUUCAGUGAACAAUGAUCUUGGCAAGCUUUUAUUAUGCCUCAGAAUAUCUGAUAAACAAACUGAAUGGAGAGUAAACUGCCGAAGACAAUUUUGCAAAACGAUGAAAGCCAAACCUGAUAUAAUCAGUGGAGAGGCCUUAGUAGAAUUACUUGAAAAAUUUGUACUUCAUCUCACUGAAAGCCCAUCUGAAUGCUACUUCCCUUCAGUGGAGUAUACAGCUACUGAUGCAAAUGUGAAGAAUGAAAGCCUUUCAUCUGUGCAGCAGCUUGGCAUUAAAAUGACUGUCAGGUAUGGCAAAUUCCUCAAUCUCUUAAAAGAUGGUGCAGAAAAUGAUCUUACCUUGGUUUUAAAGCAUUGUGAGAGAUUCCUGAAACAGCAGCAAACUUCCAUAAAAUCUUCUCUUCUCUGCCUGCAAGGGAAUUAUACUGGCCAUGACUGGUUUGUAUCUUCUCUGUUCAUGAUAAUGUUGGGAGACAAAGAAAAAACAUUCCAAUUUCUUCGUCAAUUCUCCAGGCUUCUGACUUCUGCUUUCCUUUGGUUGCCAAGACUACAUAUUUCUAGUUACCUACCUGUUGACACUGUAGACUCUGGCAUCCAUCCAGUAUAUUUUUGCAGCACCCAUUAUAUUGAAAUGCUACUGAAGGCUGAGUUGCCUCUUGUGUUUUCAGCUUUUCACAUGUCUGGCUUUGCACCAUCACAGAUUUGCCUGCAAUGGAUAACCCAGUGUUUUUGGAAUUAUUUAGAUUGGAUAGAAAUCUGCCAUUAUAUUGCUACUUGUGUUUUCCUUGGUCCUGAUUAUCAAGUGUAUAUCUGUAUAGCUAUAUUCAAACAUUUACAGCAAGACAUUCUACAGCACACUCAGACUCAAGAUCUGCAAGUUUUCCUAAAAGAAGAAGCACUGCAUGGGUUUCGAGUGAGUGAUUAUUUUGAAUACAUGGAAAUGUUGGAACAAAACCACCGAACAGUGCUGCUGAGAGACAUGCGGAACAUUAGACUGCAGAGCACAUAGAUCAUGAGACACACAGUUUAAAUUUAUGUUUUGUUUAUUUUUAAAGGCAACAGGGCGGCUUGAUUGUUUUCUAUGUCUGUAACAACAUAUACUUUGUGAAUAUACAUAUUGUAAAUACUGAGAGUUUUUGAAUAUAAUGAUAUAUUUAAGUAGGUAUAAGCUCAAUUUGUGAAUUCAUUUUUGUAAGUUUGUUGUUUUGUAAGGUUAUUAUAGAAUCAGAUCUAGCUUACUUGCAGUUCUUAUUCAUAUUUAAGAGUAAGUCCUGGCCGUGCGCAGUGGCUCAUGCCUGUAAUCUCGUCACUUUGGGAGUACGAGGUGGGCGGAUCACGAGGUCGAGAGAUUGAGACCAUCCUGGCCAACAUGGUGAAACCUCA
This is a messenger RNA of Rhinopithecus roxellana (golden snub-nosed monkey), 4462 nucleotides long. It is a transcript of the gene TBC1D32, whose product is annotated as TBC1 domain family member 32. The record is from RefSeq and is a predicted model, not a curated record. The transcript has 35 exons. NCBI's taxonomy places the organism in Eukaryota, Metazoa, Chordata, Mammalia, Primates, Cercopithecidae. Gene Ontology annotation, biological process: non-motile cilium assembly. Bases 129 to 4088 code for a protein of 1319 amino acids.